Auanema sp. JU1783 is the source of this 675-nucleotide messenger RNA. The record is from the annotation of a GenBank genome assembly. NCBI's taxonomy places the organism in Eukaryota, Metazoa, Nematoda, Chromadorea, Rhabditida, Rhabditidae.
AUGUCAAUUCAACAAGUUUUUGUAAUUAGUCGAGCCGGGAGUUUAAUUUACGACUGGGAACUGAAAGCUGAAGCGAUCGAAAUUGAAAAACUCUUCGAAUAUCCACUGGGAAUAAUAUUGGAGGAGAUAGAUUCAAAAGCCGUGGUCGCGUUUGGUGAGCGUGAUGGUAUUAAGCUAAGAUAUCAUGUCUCGGCUAUAAAUGGUUGCCCUGUGAUGGGAACGAGGUUCACUACAGAAGACACCAAAGAGGAGAAGAAUGUCCUUAUACAUGUGGAGGAUGCCAAAAACUACCCAAUGACUAUCAAGUUUUCUGCACCCUCAAUCACAACAAAUGAGAAGAUCAUAUUGUCGUCCAUGUUCCAUUCUCUCUUUACCAUUGCUGUUCAACUCAGUCCCGUUAAUAAAAGCUCAGGAAUCGAGGUACUAGAAACCUCUCAUUUCCGUCUAUGCUGUUUACAAAGUAGAACCGGUGUUAAGUUUGUAAUAGUGACUUUGGCAGGAUCCACUGUUCCAGUAGAGUCUAUUCUUAAUAAGUUGUACGAACUAUAUUCUGACUUUGCUUUAAAGAACCCCUUCUAUGCAAUCGACAUGCCGAUCAGAUGCCAAAAAUUCGAGGAUGGUCUGAAAGCUUUGUUAGAGAAAGUCGAUAAAAGCACAGGUGCUGUUGCAAUAUGA